This is a messenger RNA of Blastomyces gilchristii SLH14081, 1281 nucleotides long. Its product is annotated as protein kinase domain-containing protein. Gene Ontology annotation, molecular function: protein kinase activity; ATP binding. Bases 1 to 1281 code for a protein of 426 amino acids. The transcript has 5 exons. Lineage: Eukaryota; Fungi; Ascomycota; Eurotiomycetes; Onygenales; Ajellomycetaceae. Gene Ontology annotation, biological process: protein phosphorylation; spliceosomal complex assembly; regulation of mRNA processing. The record is from RefSeq and is a predicted model, not a curated record.
AUGCUGCACGGCAAAGAUGACAUCCAAUACAACUGGAUCAAUGGUGCGGAGUCCCUUGAAAAAUAUAAGCCCGGGGGCUAUCAUCCUAUCAUGAUCGGGGAUAUGGCGAUACCGCGUGGUGGACAAACUUGGUUUUGGAGGAUAUUCAACGUUGGGAUUGCGAACUCGCAUCCGCAUGAGUCGAAAAUUCUCCGGGCCCUCUUGGUACCACAACCAUCGUCUUUGUCCACACACCCAGGACGCAAGUCAAUACUGUUACCUCUUGAUGAAUUCGAGCUACGCGGCCCUAAUGGGACUCACCCAUGCUACACAAUGACUCCUGCAAGAUGCAAUCUUCGAGAGAAGUCUCUUUCAGCCGCCUGUUUCCUCUUGAAGUUACGCGCUAUGCUCAUGGAGACAUCUACCUUCGCAAUGUCUUGGUUAAACUACCAUCAAGCUUUGAUCAGCUUCCCAUCGAGCAGCUAUAUGAAACAUACGGCAAACCGCAGGCAGUCCCCAUUACACGGUGUGAUGGGAAACCACCAUCUUUGUAAAGAUGCGGAAGAAUUCUCAUUGUCUGACACCAAGCUGCUCCUUAGUGACUUUGGUGAAGCAUUUUCUCCAGCCUCAAAUGUCUGCCUUGGAGAAAAUUCCCACAUGCCAUUAGCUAUGCGGCCUCCGGAAGCACGAUUUGAACCGCAGUCUCCAUUAUCAUUUUCAGCAGAUAUUUGGAGUCUAGCCGUAACAAUUUGGGAAAUUCUUGGCAUGAAGGCGAUUUUCAGUAGAGAAUUGAUAACUGCAGAUGAAAUUGUCUCUCAGCAGAUCGAUGUGCUGGGACCAAUGCCCUCAAGUUGGUGGGAGCGGUGGGAUGAGCGGGAGCAGUUCUUCAACCGUGAUGGACAUCCAAGAGAAGACCGGGAUGUGUGGCCUCCAAUCAACGAAGCGUUCGAGGAAGGCAUACAAGGAUACCGUCGAAAGCGUGGAAUGGGCGUGUUUGAAGGGGAUGAAACGGCCGCUAUCCUCGAUUUGAUGCGUCGAAUGUUAGUAUUCCCGCCGGAACAGCGACCAACAGCUGAGGAAGUCCUCGAAUCAGAGUGGAUGCGUGUUUGGCCAGGAUCUUGGGAACUCGCUGAGCUAGCUAUCGAUCAAGUCGAUUUUAAGAUGCCUUUGGAGCAACAAGGAAAGUCGGAUCAUCAUGAGCUGGACAAAGGUCCAGGAGCAAUCCGUCUCUCUCAUGUGGCCUAUGCCGUUGAACCAGCGUACAUGACCAUGUCAUCUUAUGGGGUACCAUUGCUGGUUUGA